Molecule: messenger RNA, 2994 nt
Organism: Cryptotermes secundus
Lineage: Eukaryota; Metazoa; Arthropoda; Insecta; Blattodea; Kalotermitidae
Product: pro-resilin
Exons: 6
Coding region: 465-2954 (829 amino acids)
Cellular component (GO): extracellular matrix
Source: RefSeq, a predicted model, not a curated record
GCUCGUGACCAACCUAACUGCCAUACCAGACUCAGUAACGGUGAUUCUUUGUGUGUAGCGGUGUCUGACAGGAUCAUUCUUCGCCUCUUAUUUUCCUUACGUACAGAGUUACGUAAUUUUGUUACCUUUUAAUAUGGUAUGGAUUCACUGGUUAAAUUCAAUGUCAAUAACGAUAGGCCAUAACAUGUUCCCACACUAGAACUGGUGUCACAAGAAGGUCUUCCUUACUGGUACAGGGGUAUCAUGUGCACCUCAUGCUGCAAUGGGAUCGUGUAUACCGACUCGUGUUGUCAAGUCAAUCCCAAUACAGCACGACCAAAUGAUGACUGUUGCCGGCUGGUAACGGGGGAAAAAAUUCGCAAGGCCUGCCUGUGUAAAUGUGGAAAGGAACUGUUGAACGAACCGUAUAAAAGAGAUGACUCCCAUACCGGCAACCAUUCUCACACGUGAACUCAAGAAGUCAUAUGCUUCUUGGGUGUCCCAGAGAUUCCCAUCGUUUGAAUUUCACUACUGCGAUGAGUAAGGUCUUAAUUCUCCUAGCAUUGGCAGCUAUUGUCGUGGCUCGCCCAGAACCUCCCGUGGGUAAUCAAUACCUUCCUCCGUCUGGUGGUGGCUAUCACGGUGCACAGGGGGCCGGUGGUACACCAUCUAACACUUACGGAACGCCCAGUUCCUUCGGAGGCGCAGGCGGCACACCGUCCGGCACUUACGGAGCUCCGCGAGGCGGUUCCGGCCGUAAUGGAGGAGGCGGUAGCCCGUCGAGUACGUAUGGAGCUCCGGGAGGUUCUACGAAUGGAUUUGGAGGUAAUCAAAAUGGGUUCGGUCGUGGCAGCGGUGGUGCUCCUUCCAGCACAUACGGGGCUCCUGGCGGAGGCCAAAACGGCUUCGGUAGCAACGGAUUUGGUGGAAGCGUAGGAGGUUCACCUUCCGCCAUUUAUGGAGCUCCAAGUGGAUCUCAAAGUGGAUCUGGACGCAAUGGCGGAGGCAGGACACCUUCAAGUACUUACGGUGCUCCUGGUGGCGGACAGAACAGUUUUGGUGGCGGAUCACGUGGAGGUGGAUCUCAAACUGGAUUCGGGCGUAACGGAGGAGCUAGAACACCUUCCAGUAGUUACGGAGCUCCAGGCGGAAAUCAAAAUGGUUUCGGACGUGGAUCUCAUGGAGGUGGUGCUCUGUCCAGUACUUACGGAGCUCCAGGUGGAGCUCAGAAUGGAUUCGGUCGUAACGGAGGGGGUAGGUCACCUUCCGACACUUAUGGAGCUCCUGGCGGCGGUCAGAGUGGAUUUGAUGGAGGUCUUGGUGGUGGUCAGAGUAGUUUCGGCAGAUCUCCUUCAAGUACUUAUGGAGCUCCUGGUGGCGGUCAGGGCGGUUUUGGUGGAUCUCCUUCAAGCACUUACGGAGCUCCUGGCGGUGGACAGAGGGGUUUCGGUGGAGCUCCUGGUGGCGGUCAGGGCGGUUUUGGUGGAUCUCCUUCAAGUACUUAUGGAGCUCCUGGCGGUGGACAGAGAGGUUUCAGUGGAGCUCCUGGUGGCGGUCAGAGCGGUUUUGGUGGAUCUCCUUCAAGCACUUACGGAGCUCCUGGCAGCGGACAGAGUGGUUUCGGUAGAGCUUCUGCUGGCGGUCAAAGCGGUUUCGGUGGAUCUCCUUCUACUUCUUACGGAGCUCCCGGCGGUGGACAGAGAGGUUUCGGACAGAAUGGCGGUGGAGCGCCUUCCAGCUCUUAUGGAGCGCCUGGUGGUAGCCAAAGUGGUGCCCAUGGUGGAAGUGGAGCACCUUCAGAUACAUAUGGUGCGCCAAAUGGUGGAAGCGGUGGCUUCGGGCUUGGAAACAAUGCUGGAUCCGGCUCGGGCAGUGGAUAUGGAAGUGGCACUGCCGAAGAUGGAUCUUCUGAACCAGCCCGUUACGAAUUCAGCUAUGAUGUGAAUGAUGCGGAAACCGGGGCAGAAUUCGGUCACCAAGAGACCCGAGACGGGGACAACGCUCAAGGUGCUUACAACGUUCUACUUCCCGAUGGUCGUAAGCAGAUAGUAGAAUACGAAGCCAACCAGGCAGGCUACAAACCAGAAAUCCGAUACGAAGGUGGUGCUGAUGGAGCUGGAGGAAGUGGACAUUCCUCUGGAGCUGGUGGUGCUGGAGGUGGUUACCCAUCAAGCGGAGCAGGUGGUGCUGCAGGAUAUCCAUCGGGGGGAACUGGUGGUAAUGGAGGAUAUCCUUCAGGAGGAUCUGGUGGUGCCGGAAAUGGAUAUCCUUCAGGAGGUCCUGGUGGUCCCGGAAGUGGAUAUCCUUCAGGAGGUCCUGGAGGUGCCGGCAGUGGAUACCCUUCAGGAGGACCUGGUGGAGCCGGCAGUGGAUAUCCUUCAGGAGGUCCUGGUGGUGCCGGAAGGGGAUAUUCUUCAGGAGGAUCUGGUAGUGCCGGCAGUGGAUAUCCUUCAGGAGGUCCUGGUGGAGUCGGAGGUGGAUACCCUUCUGGAGGACCCGGAAGCUCCGGAAAUGGAUAUUCUUCUGGAGGACACGGUGGGGCUGGUGGCGGGUAUCCAAGCGGUGGAAGCGAAUCAGGUCAUCCCGGAUAUGCAUCAUUUGUUCCCUUUCUUGCUGCCUUCAUCAGUGUCUCUCUCGCCCAGGAUUACUUGCCGCCUUCGCAAGGAGGCGAGAGAGGAGGGUCUCGGGGUGGCAGAUACGGACCGCCUUCAAAUGAUGGUCCUUCUGAACCAGCUAAUUAUGAGUUCUCAUACGAAGUCCACGACACACCCUCAGGUAAUGACUUCGGCCACAAGGAAAGUCGUCAAGGUGAUGUCGCCACAGGUAGAUACCAUGUUAUGCUGCCAGAUGGCCGGAUGCAGAUCGUCGACUACACGGCCGAUAACGAUGGGUAUAAACCUAAUAUCAAGUACGAGGGUAUUGCCAGCGGUUCUGGGGGUUACAACUACCCUGCUGCUGGCGGAUAUAACUACUGAACCGGAAACUACACAUUACACAGGACGGAAGAGUGCGAAC